AAACUUUAAAAAAUAAAAAUAAAACCCUUAUCAACGAAAAUAAUAAUUUACAAAAUAUCGACGAAAAAUGUAAAAAACUCACUAAAGAAAAUGAAAAACUUUUUUUAAUAAAUAAAGAACUAACAGAAAAAAACGAUGAGCUUGUUCUCAAAACAUACGAAAAUAAUAAUUUAUUCGUUUACGAAGAAUUGAAUAAAGGACUAACAAAAACAUUACAAAGCAUAAAUAAAAAAAUCGACAAUAGUUUAAGUUUAUUAAAAAUUAACUUUUCAGAUUCUGACGAAAAUAAAAUAGAUAAAAUCAUUUUGGCUAAAAACGAAAAACUAGAAAAUGAAAAUAAUCAAAUACUAAAAAAUAGUCAAUAUAAAAAAUUAUUAAAAACAAACCAAGAACUAAAAAAAGAAAACGAAGUUGCUGUUUAUCAAAACCAAAGAUUGACCGAAAAAUUGAAACAAAUAAGAAAAGAAAUCAACGAAAAAAUAACUGAAUAUGAUAAAAAAAAUAAAAUAUUUAAUAUUUUGAACGAAAAAAUAGAUAUUAUAUUAGAUAAUUUUA
Messenger RNA from Racocetra persica, 555 nucleotides. Lineage: Eukaryota; Fungi; Glomeromycota; Glomeromycetes; Diversisporales; Gigasporaceae. The record is from the annotation of a GenBank genome assembly.